UUGAAUAAUGUGCGAAGUUAUCGUGUUAUUUGAUGGAUAUUCCACAAAAUUUACAGACGGAACAAUGAAAGCAAAUUGUUCUUGUACAUUAAUAAAAGCAUCGAAAAAUAUUAUUGUUGAUACCAUGACAGCUUGGGAUCGCGAGAAAAUAAUACAAGCACUCACUCGACAUGAUAUUACACCUGAUGAAAUUGAUUACGUCGUUUGUAGUCACAGCCAUGCAGAUCAUAUAGGGAACAACAAUCUUUUUACAAAUGCAGAACACAUAGUUGGAACCUGUGUUCAUCGUGGUGAACUGUUUUUUGAAACAGAUUUAAAAAACGAGGAAUAUAAACUUUGUCCAGAAGUUAAAGUCAUAGCUACUCCUGGUCAUACAUCGGAUGAUGUUACAGUAUUGGUUGAAACUAUAGUUUCUGGAAGAUCUACUACCUUUGCUAUUACAGGAGAUUUGUUUGAAAAAGAAGAGGACAUCUUAGAUCCAUCAAUCUGGAAGGAUGUAGGAACCUUGGAAUUACAAAAGACACAAUCAGAAAUGAGAGUUUAUGUAAUAAAUUUAGCAGACUUUAUCAUUCCUGGACAUGGAUCAAUGUUUCAUGUUACUGAUGACAUGAGAAAGAUUGUAAGAGACCAAGUAAUUAGAUAAUAUAAUGGUGAUGGUAUAAUGCAAAUGUUUAAAUAUAUUUUGAAUAUUUCAUAUUGUAUGAGACUGUAGUUUUUACAUUCUGGAGUUGUAAAGUAGUUAAAGUUGCAGAGUUGGUAAUCAAUGAAAUUUAACUUAAUUCUAAUUCAUUCUUGUAAAGACUUUAUUAAACACUGUAAAGUGUAGUACAUAGUAUCACAACAUCAGUAUUCGAUAUAUGUAUACAUACAAUCAUAAUUAUUACAUAUUGUUCAAUUCACAAAUAUAUAGAAAAGGGCAUUUUAAUUGCUACGUGCUAAAAUCCAGUUUGUAUGCAAUAUUAUAAAUCAAUUAAAAUAAUUUACUAAGUAAAUACAUGUAAUGUAAAAAGAAUAGCAUAAUACAUACGUUGUAGGUACAGUUUCUUAAUAUGCUGCAUUUUGAAUAUUCAUUUCUAGGAUGUAAACUACAUGCUUCAAUGUUUUUUUUUAAACAGUCACAGCCAACAUCUAAAGUAAGAAUUCGUGUAUCUUUAUCAACCAUUUUUAUGUCCAGUAGAUUUAUAUUCAGUAGCUUAAAUCUUGAUGAUGAUAAAUCAUAAUUAAAUACACUUGUACACACAUUAUGUACAUUAAAUAGCAUUGUAGAAGAAAUUAUUAAUGAACAUCUAACAAUUCGAUAAAUUUAUUGAAUAUUGCCAUCAGUGACAAUAUUAUGUACUUCUCAAAAAUAAUUAAAUUACAUUUUUGCAAACAAUAUUAUUUUAUUUAGUUUUUAUAAUAAUUAUAGCUUGUAAUGUGCACUUCUUAGUAGUUUUUAAAACUGUGUCAUGUAUUUAAAACAUAUUAAACUUUCGCUUUUAAUGAUUUUCGUAAAAGUGAUCAUUAUUUAUUUCGUAUCUUUUUAAACUAUAUAAGCUUUGGCACUAGUCUUACUUGCCGCGUGUUGAAAUUUUUCAAGUAUACUGCUUCGUUUUAACCGACCAGACUUGCUUACCAAUUAUGCACACUUUCCAUAUUUUAAAAACACCUAUAUAAAUACAAACUAUAAUAUAAUAAGGAUGUAUCUUCGUAUCAUCAUACACUUAGUGUCCUGCACCUUGAAUGCAAAUGCAACUGUAUAUGCCAGCAAAAUCAAUUUGCUGAACAACAAAUUAAGUUCUAUGUCCAAAUAAUUGUAUUACAACUGUAACUGUCCAUUCUUAUCAAACUAUUGCAUGAUACAUCCAAAUAUAAUAAUAUGAAAUCAUAUCAUAACUUUUACUAUUAAUAUGUAUUAGAAAAGUUAACAUUUUUAACAUACGGAAAUGUAGCCUCAAGGAUAUCAAUUUAUUGUCACUGUGUUAAUGUAAGAAUUGUUUAUAAAUAUAGCGUUUUUUUUUUUUUUUUUUUUGACAAAA
Messenger RNA from Hylaeus volcanicus, 2018 nucleotides. Its product is annotated as metallo-beta-lactamase domain-containing protein 1. The record is from RefSeq and is a predicted model, not a curated record. NCBI's taxonomy places the organism in Eukaryota, Metazoa, Arthropoda, Insecta, Hymenoptera, Colletidae. Bases 8 to 643 code for a protein of 211 amino acids. The transcript has 4 exons.